AUGAAAUCAGAUAGUUUUGGUGAUAGUCUACCGGGUAGUGAAAAUGAUCUACUUGAUUCCAGUGGUUCUCAAGUCAGUCGUUCACAUGAAAGUCAUUUAGAUAGUGUAGACGCUAUUUCAACGGAUGGAAUUCAUUCUAUCGAGUCUAAAAUACGUCCAUCGAAAUCAGUUAUACAGUCUUCAUUAAGAUUUUGUUCACCGGGUAAUGAUAUAUGCGCUGAUUGUGGUCGACCUGAUCCUGAAUGGGUCAGUGUAAAUCUAGGCAUUUUAAUCUGCUUAGAAUGUUGUGGUGCACACAGAGAAUUAGGUGUCCAUUGUUCACGUACACAAUCAUUGGUAAUGGAUGAAUUAUCGACUAAUCAAUUAUUGUUGCCUCGAUUUAUUGGAAAUCAAUUAUUCAACAGUGUAUUCGAGUCUAGUUUACCGACAGAAAUAAAGCCUAAUGCUUUAACUCUUAUAAGUGAUAUCGAUGGAAUGACUCAAAGACGUGCAUUCAUCAAGUCAAAGUAUGUUGAUCGACGUUUUAUAACAAAAACUACAUCUGAUCAUUCAAUACUUCUAUCGAAUUCUACAUUAGAUCAUAAUAAUAUCAAUAAUGAUAAUAAAUCAGAUGAUAUAACAACAACAACAACAACAAUAUCUACUACUACUGGAAGUUGUCUAUCAACACGUGAUCCUGUUUCACAGCGAUUUUUAAGACGUGAUCUACUCAGAGCUGUUAAAACAGGCAAUUUACCAUUAUUAAUACAGGUUUAUGCUGAACGAUUAGACCUAAUGACUCCAUUUCAACCAGAAGAUGAUGAUGAUAAUGAUACUGAUAAUUCUGGUUCACCUUUACCAAGAACUACAUCAUUACACAUAGCUAUAGAGACAACGAAUAAACUGCUUAACAAGUCAAAAUUACAUCAUCAUCAUCAUCAUCAUCGUGAUAAAUUAUCAAAUGAACAAUAUGAUGAGACAACUGAUUCCUUCCUUAAUUUCUAUGGUAAUGAAACAAUAUGGUCGCAAGUUGAUACUGUUGAUGAAGAGAAGCCAUUACAUUGUAAUCUUCCUUUAGUUGAAUUCAUUAUACAAAAUUCUUCAUCUGGUAGUUUGAAACAGACUAAUGAACUAGGCGAUACUGCAUUACAUCAUGCUGCUCGUUAUGGAUGCGUAGAUGCACUGAAGUUACUUAUUCAAGCUGGUGGUAUCCCAACUCCUAUUCUUCAUUUAUUAAAUCUUAAUGGUCAAACUGCAUUGGAUAUUGUUGAAGUAAUGUUAACAGAGAAAAAAUCAACUGAAUUAUUAGAGGCUUAUAAAAGUUGUCAGGAGAUAUUGAAAUUGGCGGAUUUAAUUGCAUCAAGUAUAUCAUCGAAUACUAAUCGUUUAAUGACUGAUUCUAUCUGUUCAUUAUUUCCUAAUACUGAUGGAUCAGCUGAUAAGAUAUCAGUAUAUCGUUCUAAUCUAGUUGAAUUAUUAGAUCAAUUGAAUUCAAUUGACUGGUAUCCAUUAAAUUAUACACCUAUAUCAACAUCAUAUUUAAUAAACAGUGGAAAAACUCGUCCUACUAAUAAGCGUUUAAUGGUAACAACGACUUUCUCUGCUGCUGCUGCUGCUGCUGCUACUACUGCCGCCACGUCGGCUAUUAGUACUCCAAAUACAACGACACCCAUUCGAUCCAGUACAUCAGAAGCAUUUAGUAGUAAAUUGGGUAUCUUUGCUUUGUCGCCUGUAAUGAAAACUACUACUCAAGUAUCCAGCUCGAAUGUACAUAGUCCAUAUGCAUUGAAAACUGGGAAACAAAUUACCUUUGAUGAAAGUCGACCCACUGUACAAAAAAAUGUGCCGUUGUUCAAUAAACCUAGUCGAUCUUUUAGUCAACACUCUGCUUCAAUAGAUUAUGGUAAUGCAUUAGCUACACUACCUCGAAAAAAGGGUCCUGCUCCACGUCCACCAUCUAUAGAUAGCCAAUCAAAUGAUUCAUCAUUGCAUGACGGUACAUCGAAUAAAAGUAAUCUUUGGAGUACAUUCAAUCGAUUAGAUAUUAGUCGGGUUCCGUUCUCUCCUACUGAUGCUCGUGAUGAAACAUUGCCCAGUGAUCAUAUUGAUAUAAUAUUAGAUGUCUUGGAGGAAAAGCCAGCAGUAUCUACACCUUCUGCUACUAUUGCUACUUCUAUAACAUCAUCUACUACUUCGUCUACUGUUAAUUCACUUAGAUCAGUGAAUAGUGCAUUUUACUCUUCUACUGCUGCUGCUGCUGCUUCAGUAUCCCUUGGCGAUGUUGGCAUAUCUCCUCCAAUCCCACCAAAACCGAGUUAUUUAUCUAAUACACUAUAUUCAACUUUACCUAAUCGAAGUUCACAUACGCCGGUGAAUAGAACAUCAAAUUUACCUGCCUUAUUUGACUCUGUUAGCAAAGCAACCGAUUUGAACACUUCAACAUCAGUGACGAAUUCAACUCAUCAUUUUAUCGAUUCCUUGAAAUAUUCUUUAUCUCAGCAUAUUAAUGAUAAAUUUGGAAGUAAUGUUCUAUCGAAUUCAUCACCAUCAUCAUCAUCAUCAGUCAAUAAUAUUGCUUGUAUCCCAGCCUCAAUUACUGCAUCACAUGAAUCAAAGCUGACAAAUCAACAAUACAAUAAUUUAUCAGUAAUUAAUUGUAAAAUUGGUGAUCUACUUGAAGCAUUAUAUGAUUGUGAAGCAGAGAAUUCAGAUGAAUUAACAUUUUGUCGUGGAGAAAUUAUCCAACUCUAUGAUAAACCAGAUGAUGAUUGGUGGGAAGGUGUUAUCCAAUCAGAUCAAAGUCGACGUGAAGGUAUCCGAGUUCAGUUGAAAGGCAGUAAUAAUAAUAAUAAUAAUAAUAAUAAUAAUAAUAAUAAUAUGGUGUAUGUUGAUUGGCAUACUGCUGAUGUGAUUGUUUCAUUUCAUCGUGUUCCUCUCAUUUGAUAUGUAUCCUUGUAUGUAUCGUUUUGUCUAUCAUCAGUGUAUAUGAUACUUUGUAUGUAUGUAUGUAGGUGUGUGUGUGUGUGUGUGUAUGAUACAAUUAAGGUUGAGAACAGUUUUAUUGUUAUAUAAUUCCUUUUUUUGUAAAUAGAAUGUUUACAAAAAGGAUAAGUUAAUGUGUACGCAUGUUGGCUACUUUUACUCUCUUCAAUUGACUCUUUGAUGAUGAUGUGCCUGUGUGUGUGUGUGUGUGUUGGUCAGCGUUUCAUGAACAGAGUGAUGUUCUUCUGUAUUUUGUUUCUUCUUGUGUUGUAGUUGACAGUCUUUUAGAUAAUCAGCUUUUCAGUGUUAUCAACGAUCUCUACCUGAUAAAGAUUUCAUCUAUCUAUCUACCCUAUCUAUCUAUCUGUGUAUAUGAAUUAUGUAAUAUUGGUUAGUGUUCUGUACACCUUUUUUUGCUUAUGAUUCGCCUGUUCUCUUUUUGAUUUGAUAUUGUAUACUCGUAGUUAUCUCACUUCCUUAUUGAUCAAAUGAUUUUCCCUUUACUCUUGUUGUCAUCAAUUCCUUACUGUUGUUAUUAUAGUAGUAAUAUUAGUAGUAUUAGUAGUAGUAGGUAACUUGCUUCGGUUUUUCUUUUUCAUUUUGUUAACAUCACUUUCUUAUCCUUAAUUAUUUUGCUUGUCUGUGUUGUUAUUGUUAGUGAUUGGUCUGUGUUGACUUGAUGAACUGUGUGUGUGUGUGUGGGGGGGGGGGUAGGGGGGAAGACAUAGAAGUGUACCGAUCAACUUCUUCGGUGUCCCACCACACACAUGUGUGUGUGUAUGUAUGUGUAAUGUAAAUGAGGCUAAACAAAACUCUGAUUUUAAAGUAAUCUGCAAUUAUUAUUAUUUUAUUAACUUAAACAUAAUAUUUUUUAUUCAUUUAUGAAUUAUACUACUAUUGUUACUACUUAUACUACUAGUUAGUAGUAAUGAUGUAUUCACAAAAAUGAUUAUCAAUAAUGAUUACUAAUACUAA
Messenger RNA from Heterobilharzia americana, 3936 nucleotides. The record is from the annotation of a GenBank genome assembly. Lineage: Eukaryota; Metazoa; Platyhelminthes; Trematoda; Strigeidida; Schistosomatidae.